Sander lucioperca (pikeperch) is the source of this 594-nucleotide messenger RNA. RefSeq names its product phenylalanyl-tRNA synthetase 2, mitochondrial. NCBI's taxonomy places the organism in Eukaryota, Metazoa, Chordata, Actinopteri, Perciformes, Percidae. The transcript has 3 exons. Bases 247 to 594 code for a protein of 115 amino acids. The record is from RefSeq and is a predicted model, not a curated record.
CCUUUCUGCCUGGUGGAUCAAGGCCUCCCAACGUACCCCCCCCCCCCUACAUCGAUCCCUUCCUCCCCGUGUUCAAAGCUGCGGAAGAGUCCGUCUGGGACACAUCAGCCCGUGACCCGAACCUGAUCGCCUACCAACCGUUCACCCGUUCACCUGUCCAUCCGGCCGGCCGGUCCCCUUCUCUCAGGAUCAGCAAGCUCUGCUGCACCGUUCGAUCCACAGACUGAACUCCAUGGACCGAUCAUCAUGAGACUCCUCUCCGUCCCCGUGUCGGCGCUCCUCCCGUCCUGGCCCCGCCCUCUGCUCCAUCGCUGCUGCCUGGCAGCCCUCCCGACCAAUGGCAGACGCCUGGGCACAGAAGGCCCCGCCCCCCAGCCCGUGAUUGGCCAGGACUCUGUGGAGGUGUUGGGCCACUCCUACCCCCGCGACGACUUCACCAACGUCACGGUGAAGGUCCUGGACAAAGUCGGCCGUAACCUCCACAACCAAUCGCAUCACCCGCUGUGGCUGAUCAAGGAGCGCAUCAAAGCGCACUUCUACAGAUCUGACACAGUGCCAGGAGUUCCUAAAAGAGCUAAACCUGCCUCUUCUUGA